Phytophthora sojae is the source of this 609-nucleotide messenger RNA. RefSeq lists its product as hypothetical. The transcript has 4 exons. NCBI's taxonomy places the organism in Eukaryota, Oomycota, Peronosporomycetes, Peronosporales, Peronosporaceae. The record is from RefSeq and is a predicted model, not a curated record. Bases 1 to 609 code for a protein of 202 amino acids.
AUGAACUUGCACGCGAAGGAAUUGCCGAUCGCAUCGAAGGUGACUGCGGUGGACCACCAGAACAUUGCCGUUCUGUACCAGCUGGCGAUUGCAAGUCUGGACUUCAACAUGGUCGCUGAAGAGUAUAACACUGAAGACAUCAAGCCAAUCGAGACAUUCACGGAUACGGGACUCCUGGCACUUUCACAACUCAAGUUUUUGCAGUCUCUGGAUCUACGCAGUUUCUAUGACGUGGUGACGGAGCUGCUGUUGAAAAUCGCAGAAGCCUCCGACCUCCCGUGCGCCGAACGAAAGUUCGUUCUUCGCCUUGAGAACUGCAGCUACAGCUCACGCUAUGCAGUGACUCCGGACUACGGCGCAUCGUUUCUGCGUGAGCUGGAGCGGCUCAUGAUGCGUGUGAAAGCAGCCCACCCGUCUCUGCGGCAGCAUGUCGUCACGAUGGAUCGCACCGGUAACUCGUUCAUGCGCAUUGCCGAGUUCGGGCUCGCCGAUCCCGAUAUCUACGCCAAAUGGGAGGAUUGGGGUGAGGAUCUGUACUUUUGGCUGUCGAAGGGGCUGUCGCUGUCAUCGUCAUCGUCGUCAAAGCGGUGGGCGCGCGAGGGGGUGUAA